This is a messenger RNA of Limulus polyphemus (Atlantic horseshoe crab), 2780 nucleotides long. RefSeq lists its product as uncharacterized. Lineage: Eukaryota; Metazoa; Arthropoda; Merostomata; Xiphosura; Limulidae. The transcript is spliced from 2 exons. Gene Ontology annotation, cellular component: extracellular region. Bases 210 to 2780 code for a protein of 856 amino acids. Gene Ontology annotation, molecular function: chitin binding. The record is from RefSeq and is a predicted model, not a curated record.
GGUUGAUCAAUUUGUUGAUUUAAUUGACAGGUUUGGUCACUACGUGGCAAGCAGUUUCCUGUUUAGAAGGACACCAGACGUUAGCCAUUGGAUUAGAGAAAGUAUACCAUCAUCGUGAAAGCAGGAGCAUCAGAGACCACGAGACUAACUUUAGCUGUGCUCACAAGAAACUGGGUGAAUAUUAUGCUGACCUGGAAGCACGCUGUCAGAUGUACCAUGUUUGUUUGCUGGACAUUGGUGGUCAAUUGAAGCCAACAAGUUUUGUCUGUCCAAACGGAACUAUUUUCAGCCAAGCCUCUCGUGUGUGUGGACCAGCUGAUCAAGUACAUUGUAACCUAGCAACCAACUAUUACGAGAGUCUGCAUGGAGAUUUCUACAGAAAGCGAGACGAUUACGGUGACCUCUCUGACCACAUUCAGUUCAUGAAAACAUUUCCUCAAUCAUCUAAGGUUUCUAGAUUAUCUAACAGGGGUGGCAUCAACGACUUUGGAGGUGAUUCGCAAAUUCCAGAAGAACAGAGAGAAUCCUUUGUAAUAGAAAGACCACCCAGAGUAAGGCCUCUACGUCGAAGAAAAUUGCGACGGAGACCAGGUCAAGCCAGAAGAAGAAACCAGUCAGGUCCUAGACGAUUCUCACAAGCAGACACUGUACAGGUUAUUGGUUCACGCAGAAGAACCAUUCCACCCUCGACAUCCGUAAAUGAACUUGAUUCAAUUCCUGAAAAUCACUCAGAAACUUCCUUUGCUCAUGCGAUAAGAACAAGUACGUCCAAGCCACCUGAUUCCACCGUUGGAACCAAUCCUAAUACCACAAUUACUGAAGAAACCCAGCCGCUUGUGAACCCAUUUGGUUAUCAAUCUCCAAAUAAGCCAGAACCACUACAUACUCUACAGAAAAAUGAUAAAGAACAGCCCGAACUUCUAAAGGAUAUCUCGCAACCCGGGAACACACAUUUAUACAGAGACUCUCCAAACAUCCAAAAAAUAACUCUUCCAGACAGCAGUCGUACCCCAGAAAUUCCAGUUGAAGCAACAACUGAAUCACAACCACUCACCCAGUUUAAUGUACAAUUGAAGAAAGAAAAUUCAGGUUUGCAAAAAAUUGAUUCUUACUCUAAGAGUCCAUUGUCAUUAGAUCAUUCUAUCGUCGAGGCAACAGGUCAACAAACGCUAAAUCCUGAGCUAAAGUUGAAUUUGGAAGAAACUAAUUCAAACUCUCCUAUAAAUUACCACCAAACAUCAGUGAAUCCAUUUUUAUACCAAUCAAUAAGUCGGCCAAAACUACUUCCUGAAGAAGAUGCAGAUUUAAACAAAGGGUUUAAUAAGGACAUAAAUACAAAAGAUAGUCAAUCUUUGAUAAAUUCGUUUAAUGAUGAUGAUGCAAAGUCACCUUUUCUGUCAGUAGAUAAAGUACAGAAACAAAACAAUUCUUCUGUUGUAGAAACACUACCCCGACCCAUCAUUUUGGAUGCAACUGGAAAAACGGAAAGGCCAUCUAGCCCUCGCUGGAUUGCAGGACAAGGCGAUACCCUCGACUCUUAUUCACAAGAUAACUCGAGCCCAAUUAGGUCAGAUCACUCCAGGGAUCAAAGCAAGUCCGAACACGAAUCAAGUAUUCCAUCUUCCCAAGAACCGAGAAGAAAACGAUUUAGAGUGCAACAGUACGAAAGAGGCACAGCUCCACCACCGCUACUAGCUGAUGGCCCAGAAAUGCUUUCACACAAACCUGUAGAACAACAAGACAUCAGACGUCUUCCUAAUAAGGAUCGUCGUCGUGGUUUAAGACGUCGGCAAGGUCGCAGAGGUCGUCCACUAAGGAGAAGGAAGGGUUUCCGCAGGCGACAGCAACUAAGUACACCGGAGGGAACACAGCAGAUAUCAGUAGGUGAUUCAAUACCUAAAAGUGGCAGUGAAAUUUUUAGAUUGACAGAAGAACAAGUAAAUAAUUUUACUCCACCUGUUGGCAGUAGAACAAAUUUGCAAAAUUCAAGAAGUUUAUAUAAUCUACACGAUUCUUCCUUAAAGAAACCCGUAGAUGAUGCUCAAGGUUCUGCUAUUCCGGCUGCAGCAUCUUCAUCUCAAUUUUCCAGAUUAUCAUUUUCACAACGUCAAAAUGCUGCUUUGCAGAAAGUUCAUCAAAAAGAUCAAGUGGGAAAUGAGCGAACCCAAUCAUUUCAAAAUACUUUUGUGGGUGAAACAAAUCUUAAUCCGAAGCUCCCAAGUGAUCCCUUUGCUGAUCGUUACCAAAAUCCCCACCGACAGUCAUCAACCAAAACUAAUGUAGAGUUGGUUAGUAAUGAUAACCUUGAGAAGAAUAGCACUACUAUUUUAGGUAAAAAACAUGAUCAGUCAGACGAAUUACAGUCUUAUUCACAGGAUUCAUAUUCAGGAGAACCAAAAACUUCUAGUUUUCAAUCUUCAGAACAUAACAGAACCAAUAAUGAAACACCUCCAAAACAAAAAACUACUCCGACCACAAAUUUAGAAUAUAAAUAUGUUGAAGAUAAUCAGUUUGAUGGGAAACUUCCAUUAUUCGCUUAUCAGUCACCUGAUAGAAAUGUUGAUGUGGUCCCCAAUAAAGAAGAUAAAAGUGUUGAAGAUAGUCAGUUUGAUGAAGAAGCAUCACUACUUCCCUAUCAGUCACCUGAUAGAAAUGUUGAUGUAGUCCCCAAUAAAGAAGAUAAAAGUGUUGAUGAUAGUCGGUUUGAUGAAGAAGCUUCAUCAAUCAUCAACACUUUUAUCUUCUUUAUUGGGGACCACAUCAACAUUUCUAUCAGGUGA